AUACUUCGCGGUAUUCGUUUGUCGACGAUGCAAGUGUUGGAACUUUGAUAAAAUCUACAGAGAGCAAAAACACACGGAAAAAUACCAAUUGGAGUAUAGCGACUUUUAAUGACUGGAGAGGAGAACGGAUGAUUAAAACAAAGUGUGCUAUUCCUGAAUUGCUGAACUUUACGGCUAUGGAUAAAAAUCAGUGGUUGAGCAAAUUUGCAAUUGAAACUCGCCGGAAAGAUGGAAAACCUUAUCCUCCACGAACACUGUACAUCUUAUGUGUCGGUUUAUUGAGGUGUCUCAGAGAAAAUGGUGUCAAUUUGAACUUUUUAGAUGAACGUGAUUCCAGGUUUUAUGAAUUCAGACGCGCGCUGAGUGCAAGAAUGAUAGAGCUUACCGCUCAAGGGGUGGGAACUACAACAAAACAAGCCGAGCCCAUAUCUAAAGAAACAGAAAAACAUCUCUGGGAUAAGGGGCUUCUAGGGAAGACCACCGCAAAAUCCUUGACCAAUACCAUGUUCUACUAUAAUAGUAAGCUAUUUGGAUUACGAGGGGUCGACGAGCACAAACAUCUAAACACAGAUCAGUUCGACCUUGGAGUAGAUCAGAGAGGGAAAUACAUAACUUUCAACGGGAGGGCUAGUAAAACAUACAAAGGUGGACUUAACCAACGCCAUUUAUCCGCCAAGAACAUCAAACACUACUUCCAGAAUAAUGAGCUUUAUGCGAUUUACGAAUACUACUUCCAGUUGGUCGGAAGUUUUAAAGGAAAUUGUUUUUACCGAAGACCGUUAGAUUCGAAAAAUGGUGUAAAAUUUGGUGAGCAACCUAUUGGAAUAAACAAGCUUUCCUCCAUCAUGAAAACCAUGUGUGCUGACGCAGGCGUUGAGGGAUAUUUCACGAAUCACUCAGGAAAACGUACUUGUGCCACAACGUUGUACCAAGCGGGAAUACCCGAGCAAGAAAUCAUGUACAGAACUGGACACAGGUCGGUUGAAAGUGUCAGGUAAUACAAAAGGGCUGCAGACGAAAUGAUGAAAGAUAUUUCAAAUGUUUUGGAACCGGAGUCGAUACCCGCUAAAAAAAUGAGAUGUGAAACCGUC
Messenger RNA from Mytilus trossulus (common blue mussel), 1091 nucleotides. RefSeq lists its product as uncharacterized. The coding region runs from base 129 to 998 and encodes 289 amino acids. The record is from RefSeq and is a predicted model, not a curated record. Gene Ontology annotation, biological process: DNA integration; DNA recombination. The transcript has 2 exons. Gene Ontology annotation, molecular function: DNA binding. Lineage: Eukaryota; Metazoa; Mollusca; Bivalvia; Mytilida; Mytilidae.